Zeugodacus cucurbitae (melon fly) is the source of this 2619-nucleotide messenger RNA. RefSeq lists its product as uncharacterized. Bases 330 to 1544 code for a protein of 404 amino acids. The transcript has a single exon. The record is from RefSeq and is a predicted model, not a curated record. NCBI's taxonomy places the organism in Eukaryota, Metazoa, Arthropoda, Insecta, Diptera, Tephritidae.
UUAUUUAAUAAAUGUCAAAAAGUCUCCUAAGUUGGGGGAAAAACAAUUUGUGGAUAACUAGGUCCCGAUUGUUAAAAAUGGAGACUAAAACAGAGCUGUAGCAUCUCAAUAAUGGAAAAUUGUUUACCUAUAAAUUUUGUUUAAUUAAACAUUUGUAUUUAUACAUUUGUGCUUAAGGUGAUUUGAUCAUAUGUGUAAAAAAAGUUUCAUAUAAUAUUGUGCAGCCAAAGAUUUUGCAACACUUAAGAGUUGUUAAAAAGUUAACUUUAAGGCGAUUCACUUGCAUAGAGAUUACAAUAUAACUUGUAUUGUGGUCGUUAAAAUUUAUUAUGGAAUGGACGCGCGAGAGAACACUUACUCUUAUUAAUGAAUACCGUAAAAGACGAGGUCUAUGGGAUAUGACACAUGAUGAUUAUAGGAAAAAGGAUAUAAAGCAGAAUCUUUUAAUAGAAGUUAGUAGUAGUCUUGGAGGAAGCAUAUCAGUUAGCGAGAUCGAAAAGAAAUUUCACACAUUGCGCACUCAAUACCAUCGCGAAAUAAAUCGAAUGAACCGUAAAGAGCCAUACAACUCAAAAUGGUUUGGUUUUAAAAACUUGCAAUUUUUAAGUUCUCCAAUGGCUCGGAGGUUGUCGAAGGGUCGUAUUAAAAAUGAAAUUACGGAAGAUGGUACAGUUACGGCCAAAUAUAUUAUUAGAGAUUCUAAUACUCAUCAUCACGAUAGCAGCGGUAGUUCUGGGAAUUUAAAUAACAAUGUGAAUGAAGAAUUUUUGACAAUACAUCAAAAGCCUUCCAUUGCGAUAGAGCCAAUGGGCAACUCUAGACAUUACCGUAAUACCAGUCGUUCCCGCGCAUUAGAAAAAUUAAUUGAGGAAACUACCAAAGAUAUUGAUGAAACUGAUGAUAAGCCUAAAAUGACUAUUACUAUGGAACCACAAAGUUACAACAAUGAAAUGCAAGUUGAGGAGCAAAUAAGUAGCCAUCGAAUAAAUAUAGAAGAGGAUGAGGAACAAUUGGAAUCGAUUCAAUUACAGGGAGAAGAGGAAGAAAUUACAUAUACAUCUUCGACAGGGGCUGAUGGUUGCGAUGGUAUUUCUCAUAAUCAGCAAACAAUACCUACACGUAUUAUAAAAUCACAACAUAAUACGAGUAAUGAUCCUGAGAUUGAGUAUGUGGAUGAAGCUGAGCCGUCGCAUGAGGAUAAACGUAUUUUUUAUGGGAGCACAGGACAACAAACUUCUGUGUCUAUAUCAUCAACGCCAUCUGCUGCUGCACAUCCAGCAAAUAUAUUGUUAAACUCCAAAAUCAAAAUCCCCAGUCAUCACAAACAACAAUUAUUAGGGCGAAAUCAAGAUAAACCAUCGAAUGCAAAUUCUGGAGCGCAAUUAUUUCAUUCAUCUGGUCCUAUACGUGAUGAAUAUACAACUUAUGGCGAAUAUGUAUCUAAUGAAAUGCGCAACAUAACAAAUCGUGAAGUAUUAUUGGGUCUUAAACAUAAAAUAAAUACUGCUCUAUUUGAAGCUCAAAUGGCUGAACUACGGAAAUGAAAAAAAAUUGCAAAAAAUUCGUAUUCAUGUACAUAUAAAGCUAUCCUUAUAUUAAUGUAUACAUAUAUUUAGUUGUCUCUUACGAAAUACAGUUGCAGUCGACUCAAAUUAUUAAAUUUUAAUGGGAUAUAUUUCGCAAAUAUCAUUCUAUACACUUGUAGUUUUAUGUCCAUUUAUUAGUGACAUGCAGGGACGAAUUUAGUAAACAACGUAUAAUUACAAUUAUCUAUAUUUUAACAAAUAUUUCAAUACGGACCGUGAUUUAUGAAUACGACAUAUGUAUUUCUUAAGCCUCUCAAAAUUUUGGGAAAUUAUACAAUGUUGGUAAUAGCUUUAUGAUUAAAAUCUUUAUAUAUAUAAAUCUUCUGUACGUGUGUUAGUCAUUGAACUCCUCCUAAACGGCUGGACCGAUUUCACUAAUUCUUUUUUGUGUGUAUUCCAGGGGAAUUGAGAAUGGAUGAGAGAAAAAUUUAAAAAAAUUACCUGAAAAAGUCUAAUGCCCGGUUUCACAGUCCACAGUUGUGCUUAAGAUAAAAUAGGGAAAUAGUGUUUUACAGUUCAUACUUAAGUUCUGCUUAAGUACUGAAAAUGGGAGACUUAAGCAGUGCUUAAUUAACAGUUGAUUUUUGUUUUGAAUAUUGACUUAUUUGUCAAAAAAAUAAAAUAAAAAUUAUUUGCUGAAAAAUUUUUUGGAAUUUCUUGCAAUCAAUGACGGUUAUAUGCUUUCCUGCGAGUUGCAAUAGGUGCCCCCACUCGACUGCGGUGAAAUUCGGUGCCCUUUUAUUGUUUCCAUCCACUUCCUAGAUUCUAAAUUUAUUCGUCGCAAAGUUAUUUUUCAUCCACAAUAAUUUCAAUUUGUCAGAUGGUAUUUGUAAACAAAUGUAUUUCAUUGUGCUGCCAUAUAUCAUAAUAGAAUUUUAUAGAAAAUAAGCAUCGACUGUGAAACGCAAAUGACUACUCAGUCAACAACAAUGCUUAGCUAAGAUUUUAUUUGGGCACAACUUAAGUACGAACUGUGAAAUCACAUUUUUCUAAUCUCCCAUACAAACAAUUUGUAUUAUAUAGAUACAGUAUA